This is a messenger RNA of Phacochoerus africanus (Common warthog), 1905 nucleotides long. Its product is annotated as E3 ubiquitin-protein ligase RLIM-like. Gene Ontology annotation, biological process: random inactivation of X chromosome; ubiquitin-dependent protein catabolic process; protein ubiquitination. The transcript has 2 exons. Gene Ontology annotation, cellular component: nucleoplasm; cytoplasm. The record is from RefSeq and is a predicted model, not a curated record. Bases 1 to 1905 code for a protein of 634 amino acids. Gene Ontology annotation, molecular function: ubiquitin protein ligase activity. NCBI's taxonomy places the organism in Eukaryota, Metazoa, Chordata, Mammalia, Artiodactyla, Suidae.
AUGGAAAACUCAGAUUCCGGUGAUGAAGGAGAUGAAGCUUCGGCCCAACGCAAAUGUCAGAGGGACCGACUGCAUCGAGAAGAAGAUUUCUACCGAUUUGUAAAUAAACUGAGGGAAGAAGAUUACAAACUUAUGAGGAAUAACAAUUUGCUAGGCAUCCCAGGUGAAAGUACAGAAGAAGAGUUGCUAAGAAGACUUCAACUAAUUAAAGAAAAUCUACCACAAAAAUCAGACGAAAAUAAAGGUGGAAGAGAUUCUUCAGAUGAUGUGUCUAGUCGUGACUCUAUAAUAGACUGGCUUAAUUCUUUCGAAGAAACUGAAAAUGUGACAAGUGAUCAAAUAGAAAACCAAUCUUGGAGAGAAGUAGUAAGUCAAAUUAAUCCAAACAGUGAUGAUUUCAGAUUCAGUUCAGACAUAAAUUUUAACCUUAAUAAUGACAGCCUAAAUCCAGAGAAUGAAUAUGUAGCAUCUGAAAGAUUUUCCAGAAGAGAAAACAUGGAAGACAUCCAGAGGCAAGUAGAAAAUCCACAAUUUGAAUCAAUAUUUACAAGACCAUCUAGAUCAGAGCAAAGUGCAACUGAAGCAUUAAUGGAAGCCUCAUCCACCAGAGGUCAGAGAAGAACAAGAAGUAAGAGCCCAGACUAUAGGAGAACCAGAGCAAGAAUUGAAAGCAGGUCACCUCCAAAUUCACUGAGGGAAAUUUUCCGAAGAUAUCAUCAUAGUGAGUCAUCUCAGGCUUUAGAGCAGCCUCUGGUAAAUGAGACUGAGAUAUAUGCUAGCACUGAACACCAAGAAACACUGAGAAAGCAAAUAACUGGACUUGAGUUACAAAAUAGGGGUCUUAAUGAAACUUCUAGAACAAGGCAUACCAUUCAGGAAGAAUGCUCUCCAGACACAACCAGCAGUGGUGAAGCUUGGAGAUUUAGAGAGAUAAAUCCAACUAUACCCUUCAAUCUUGAAGCAGGACGAGUUCAUCCUGAAGCAUAUUCUCAGAGAGAGAGCAUAGCUAGUAGAACUCAGUUAACAUCUGAGACACCAAACACUACUGUCACUUUAGAAAGUGAACAAGGAGGAUCAAGCCUUAUGUUUUCACAUUCUGUGCAGGCAGACAUGAAAACUCAUGUCAAUACCAUCAGAAAUCCCAUUGGUGGAAUUUUAAAUACUAGCUUAAAUGAUAAAACAUAUGUUCCAAUUCAGAGCCUGUUAGGUCAAACAAUGACAGGAUUUAGUGAUUCAAGUAACCUUAUGGACAGUGACAGUAAUUUAGAGCCUAGUGUCUCAACUCCAAGUCAAAACAUAGAGAGGACAGAGUCAUCAAAUGGAACAAAUGGUUCUAAUGGUGGUAGUAGUACAAGAUCUGGUUCCAAUUCAAAUGCUAGCUAUGAUCCCCAUUCGAGUUCCACACUGAUUUUUAGUUCAAGCUCCAAUGACAUGUCUAGUUAUAGUUCUAGUCCUAUAUCCAGUUCCAGCUCAAGUGAUGAAAAUUCAGAAAUCAGCUCACUGAUGUUUGAAGGCAGUGAGGCAAGAAGUUUAUCAUCAGGCUUAUCAGAGACCAGGCAAGAGAGUAGACAGAUGACCCCAAUAAUAUUUGAUGAAAGUGACUCUUGGCCCUCCCUUGAUCUGGACCAGUUUUUCCUCUUAAAUGAUGAUUAUCUAUACCAAGCUACAGGACUCACCAAAGAACAGAUUGACAACUUGGCUGUAAGAUCUUUUAGCAAAUAUGAUGUAUUAAAAGCCUGUAGCAUUUGCAUCACAGAAUACACAGAAGGCAACAAGAUUCGCAUCCUACCUUGCUCCCAUGAAUUUCACAUUCACUGCAUUGAUCGCUGGCUGGCUGAGAAUUCCACCUGUCCUAUUUGUCGUGGGGAAAUAGUGGACUCCAGAGAGAGAGAAAAUUCUAAUUGA